Molecule: messenger RNA, 1789 nt
Organism: Hyposmocoma kahamanoa
Lineage: Eukaryota; Metazoa; Arthropoda; Insecta; Lepidoptera; Cosmopterigidae
Product: 4-hydroxyphenylpyruvate dioxygenase-like
Exons: 9
Coding region: 57-1199 (380 amino acids)
Biological process (GO): L-tyrosine catabolic process
Cellular component (GO): Golgi membrane; endoplasmic reticulum membrane
Molecular function (GO): 4-hydroxyphenylpyruvate dioxygenase activity
Source: RefSeq, a predicted model, not a curated record
UAUCUCGAUUUAGUGAAGUCAACUAAAAUAGUGCAACUGUAAAUACUCAAUACAACAUGACUACAUACACGGACAAAGGAAAAAAACCUGACGCGGGACAGUUUCUCGCAUUCGACCAUGUCACGUUUUGGGUAUCCAACGCAAAGCAAGCUGCAAGCUACUAUGUGACUCGGUUUGGCUUUGAACCCUUGGCUCAUAAGGGCCUGGAGACAGGGUCUAGAAAAUUCUCUUCAUAUGCUGUAAGAAUGAACAAGAUAAUUUUCGUCUUCCAAGCGCAAUACGAACCCGAAAUGACGGACUUCAACAGAGAGAUAUCACUUCAUGGAGACUUUGUGAAGGACGUAGCUUUCCAAGUUGAAAAUUUGGACUAUAUAUUCAACUACGCAAAGAAACAAGGAGCUGUAGUUGUUAAGGAUUUGUGGGAGGAGAAAGAUGAAUUUGGAGUUGUUAGGAUGGCGACAAUUAAGACAUACGGUGACAACACACAUACUUUAGUGGACAGAUCAAAAUAUAAAGGCGAUUUCUUACCUGGAUAUCAAUCUUUGGAGAAGGACCCAAUUCAUAAAUAUUUGCCAAAAGUGGAAAUCAAUUUCAUAGACCACGUUGUAGGAAACCAACCUGACAAAGGAAUGGAAGCAGUAGCGUCGUGGUACGAAAGAUGCCUGCAGUUCCAUAGAUUCUGGUCAGUAGACGAUUCGCAAGUAUGUACCGAAUACUCCGCCUUGCGCUCAAUUGUAAUGGCGAAUUGGGAAGAAACAGUGAAGGUGCCUAUCAACGAACCUGCUGCUGGUAAGAAGAAGUCUCAGAUACAAGAAUACGUGGAGUACCAUGGCGGCGCUGGUGUCCAGCACAUUGCUAUUAAUACUGAAGAUAUUAUUGCUGCGAUUGAGAAUCUCCGAGCUCGUGGCGUAGAGUUUUUAUCCAUACCCUCAAAAUAUUAUACCAUAAUCCGCGAACAGCUGAGUCACAGUAAAGUACGAGUCGCUGAAAGCAUGGACUUAUUGGAAAAAAUGAAUAUUUUAAUUGAUUUUGACGACAACGGAUAUCUACUCCAGAUAUUUACAAAGAAUACGCAGGAUCGUCCCACUUUGUUUAUGGAGGUUAUACAGAGGAGAAAUCAUAAUGGUUUCGGCGCUGGCAACUUUAAGUCGCUGUUCGAAGCAAUAGAGUAUGAGCAAGAAAAACGUGGCAACUUGUAAAAUUUAAGUUAGGCUUCGAUUAAUCAUUUUAAUCUUUGACUAUGUAAUUAAAUCAUCAUCAAUCAGCUAAUAUACUUAUGUAUUACAUCUAUUCUAUAUGAUUUUAAUACAACCCACUUGUAUUUUAAACUCAUUUUAAAGUUAUUGUAACAGUGGGAUUGUUAAUAUACAUAGGCUAUCUUUUUUUUUUUAAUAAAUCUGGUUAUCUUUUUCUCAUUUCAAAUAAUUCGGUACAGUCAACGACAAAAACACAUCGCGUAAUUGGAAAAUAGUUUAGAUAAACUCGGCACGACUGCACGGGAAUUCUAUCUGCUAGUACAAGACACUUUGAGCCGUUCCUAAUCAUAAGCGCAAUAGAGUUGAAUUUAAAUCUUAAGGCUCAAUUUACAUUACCUAAGUGUUCUUGAACCUAUACAGCUGGCAUGUAGUAAGUACCUACGCUGUACUGUGAUUACAUCCUAAAUUACAUUGUCUACUAGACUAAGACUAAUAUAAUAUACUAGACUAAUUUCUUUUAUUUUAUAAAUAGAAUACUGCCGCCGUUAGAUGAAAGGGCGCUUGUGACAAAAACUCAAAACCGAGAAAAUAAU